Sinocyclocheilus grahami is the source of this 2323-nucleotide messenger RNA. RefSeq names its product sorting nexin-8-like. The coding region runs from base 72 to 1631 and encodes 519 amino acids. Lineage: Eukaryota; Metazoa; Chordata; Actinopteri; Cypriniformes; Cyprinidae. Gene Ontology annotation, biological process: early endosome to Golgi transport; intracellular protein transport. Gene Ontology annotation, cellular component: early endosome membrane. Gene Ontology annotation, molecular function: phosphatidylinositol binding. The record is from RefSeq and is a predicted model, not a curated record. The transcript has 13 exons.
GAGGGACAUUCCUGAUCUUUUCUGCAGGAAAUCACAUGGAGGUGCCAUCGCACUCACAUGACAUCUGAACUAUGGCAGCGGACAUCAAUGAAGGAUCUGUCCCUUCAUACUAUCGUGAAGUACAUCAAGCCAUCUGCUCCAGAACUGAUGAAAGAGUGCCUAUCGGUGUAUUCCAGAGAGUUCUCAGCAGAACAUCUCUCUCCACUUCUGUUCAAAACCAGAUAGCCGAACAUGUAAACAAUGGUGAUGGAUUCCUGAGUAAAGUCUCGCUGUAUAAAGGCUUGGCUCUCAUUGCCCUUGCUCAACAAGGAAAACCACCAAGUCCCAAACUGCUAGAGAAUUUCAUACAAGAGUUCCCGAAGCCUCAGCUGGGAGAGCCAAAAGAGCUUCAGACUCUGAAGAUGCAGUCGGUUCAGGAGAGUCCUUUGAACUUGUCUUUGACUCUGGCAGAGCUGUUAAAGAAGGACAACAUCAAAGUUGAGCUCAUUCCCGAGAAGAAGGGACUGUUUCUUAAACACGUGGAGUAUCAGGUCACCAGUGAGCGUUUUACAGUAUCAGUCUAUCGGCGAUACAAUGAUUUUGACAUCUUCCAUGAGCUUCUGCUUCAGAGAUAUGCUUACAGAGUUGUGCCGGCGCUUCCUCCCAAAAGGGUGCUGAAAGGAGUCCUGACCUCCAUGACAGAGCGAGAGUUCAUUGAAGGGCGGAGACGAGCUCUGAGCAGGUUUCUGAAUCUGGUGGCACGUCACCCUGUCUUUUCUGAGGAUGAGCUUGUGAAAACAUUCCUCACCUUCAGUGGCUCGGAUGUCCAAACUAAGCUUAGAGAUGCUUGCAAAAAACUGGGUGAUGAGUUCAUGACAUGCAAAUAUGCAACGCAGGCCAAGGAUUACCUCCCAGUGGAUGUCCAAAGUCAAUUUUCAUCUAGCAGAGAGCUCAUCAGAAAUAUCCAUAACAGUUUUCAGAAAUUACGGGACAGGGCAGAGAGGAUGGCCGAGCGCUCUAAGGAGAAUGCCACAGAUCUGCUGAUGUUUGGGAAGGAGCUCAGCUCUUUGGGAUCAGAUGAGUCACCUGUGCCUAUCCUGGCAUCCUGCAAGAGUCCUUGGGCUGCACUCAGACGCUCUGUCAAAGGGCUUUCUGUUGAGUUCUCACUUCUGUCUGAAAAAGCUGCCCAACAGGGCAGAAGAGAGGAGGAUGAUGUGGUGGAAAAACUAAAUCUGUUCUUGGACUUGCUGCAGUCAUACAGGGACUUGUGUGAACGGCAUGAGAAAGGGGUCUUGCAUGAGCACCAUCGAGCGCUGCAGAAGUAUGGUGUCAUGAAAAGACAAAUGCUGAGUGCCACGGUGAAGCCUAAAGAACAGGUUUCUGUCGAACAGCUGGAGUCCCGCAUCGUCCAGCAAGAAAACGCCAUUCAGGCCAUGGAGCUGCGCAACUACUUCUCCCUGUUCUGCCUGCACCAGGAGAGCCAGCUCAUAUUUACAUACCUGCCCAUUACGUCUCACAUCCUGGGGGCAUUUGUAGACUCGCAGGUGCAGGGACAUAAAGAGAUGGGUGAGGUGUGGCAAGAUCUUCAUUCCAAGCUUAAAAGUCUUUUUGGGGACGGUAACGGACAGUCUCCGCCUCUCAGCCCAAAAUAGCCUCCCUUCUGUGCUUUCAUGAUCUCCAGUCUGUUUUGAAUAGCAGGAACUACAGACUGUCAGUAUUCUUUCUUGCAAAGAGUUAUGGGGAACUGCUUCUGUGUAAAUGUGUUAUGUGGCAGUUCUUAAAAUCUGUCUGUCGGAGGUGAAAAGGGCCCUUAAAUUCCUACAGUUUGAACAAACUGACACCUAAAAUAAACGGCUAAUGUUGUUGAGAAUAAUUUUAGGAAAUGCAACAAGAUGCUACAACACUGUAUUAAUGUUUAAUCUACACGUAUGCAAAGCUGAUGUUGUUGUUUUAAAACACAAGCUAAUCUGAAAAAGACAUUUUUACAUUGUAAAAUAAGUGUAAACACAUGAAAGAUGACCUAUAUUUACUAUUUUAGUGCAAUAUAAAGAAAUGAACUGAGAAGCUAAUAGCCAGUGAGCAAGAGCAGUGGUCAGUUGAAUACACUUAGCAAACAUGGGAAAUAUGCAAAAAUUGUUAUUUGAUGCAAAGGUAUCUUAUUCUUCCUUGUUCAUGGUUUCAACUGACAGAUUCGUUUUUUCUGUCAGUCUGAUUGUAUGCCGUCUAUUUUCGAAUCUUCAGACUUGUACUUCUUGCAGCGUUGUUUUGUUUUCACAUUUCAUCUUUAUUUGUAAGUAAUAUUCACACUACCAUUCAAAAGUCUGGAGUUAGUAAGAUUUUAUUU